UGCAAAUGCUCAGUGAAAUGACAAUAAAGUGAAUCUUGAAACUUUGCUGUAUUAUAAUAUAUAUAAUUCAACAUACAGGAGGUGCACCAAUGCCUAUAAUUAACCCUUUAAAAGACAGAGUAAACCCUGGCUGCCUCCUGUGCUGCAGAGCUCUGGCCAAUCACAGCAGAGCAGACUUUACAGCUCUGCUGGGUGAGAGUCGUUUCUCAGAUCUCUGUUGGAGUUGGAGUUGGAGUGAAGUGGCCCAUGCAGGAGGUCAGAAAGAAGACACUUCUUCAGGAGAUAGGAGACACAAUAUAGCAUUUUCUGUUCACUUUUUAGAUCUUUUUGAAAUUUGAGACAUUUCCCUUCAAAGUGCAUCGUGGGACAGAAUGACUGCCACCAUGGAGAAGUCUAAAAACUUUCGCAUUGAUGCUCUUCUGGCUCUCGACGUGGCGCAGAGGACGCACAGUGACAGUGACGGCUUGUAUUACAGCAGCAGUCCUGGAGGCUCAGAGACUUCCUCCCUGCACCAGAACCAGACUCACUUCUCUGCAGGAGUCCUGUCCAAGUCCCAGCUCUUCAGCUUGUCCCUGCAGUCAGGACUCGCUGCUCUGCACCAGGGAGGUCUCCUCGGGAUGCCCCCGGGCUCCAUGUACCCUCUGGCGGCCCUGGGAGGCCAGCAGCCCGCCUUCAUGUACCCGGGCUUCACCCAGCUGCUGCAGCCCGGGUACCCGGAGCAGCUGAAGGGGGCCAUGGGAGCGGGGCUGCCGCUGGAGCCCUGGAUCAGAGCCGGCAUGAUGAUACCCAGACUGGGGGAGUAUGGAGCACCGAUCCAGGCAGGGAUGUUGGGGAAGUGUCGGAGGCCCAGGACGGCCUUCACCAGUCAGCAGCUACUGGAAUUAGAAAACCAGUUCAAGCUCAACAAGUACCUGUCCAGGCCUAAACGCUUUGAGGUGUCCACUUCACUCAUGCUGACGGAGACUCAGGUUAAGAUCUGGUUCCAGAACAGACGUAUGAAGUGGAAGAGAAGUCGCAAAGUCAAGGAACAAGCGAAGACACUGACCGACAAAGACAGAGCUGGACCGGAUAUUCACAGUGCCAAGCCUCAGAGUGAUUCACACAGCUCGGGCCUGGAGGACGAAGAGGAGAUAGAAGGGGAUGAAGAGGAUGAAAAAGAGGAGAUGGAAGCGCUGACAGUGGACUCUUUAGACUCUGUAGGCUUCAGGAGGCAUGCUGGAGGAGGAGGAGGAGGAGGAGGAACAACAACAGGGAACUACAGCUCUUACUCAGAGGAGGAGCUGGAGGAGGGAGGCCCAAGAACAAAAAGUGGGGUUUUCCCAUAGUGAUAAAGUUCAGCAUGCUUUUAUUGUACGUCCUUUUUAUGUUUAUCACUUGUGAGAAGACAAUGCACAAUCAGGUGCACAAACAUGGUGGCAUGAAGAGGAUCGUUCACUUUUCACAGCCCAACCCAUAGAGCCAUAUCUGUACCUGGAGCUCCCAAAUUAGCAAAAGGGUAUGUCAACAUCUGCACAUUGGACUGGAUAAGAAAACUGAUGACAUCAAAGAAUAAUAAUACCAGAUUAAUGUACUUGGACAUUUAAUGGUUAAUGGUCAGUAGUAGGGAUGCACCGAUCCAACUUUUUCCAGCCCCAAUACCGAUAGUGAUACCUGGGCUUUGGGUAUCUGUGAGGAAGUGAAUAAAAAUUCCAGUACUUAAUGUAUAUGGUUUAUAAAUAUAGAACUUAUUGAAUAGAUCGGCCCCAUCGUCACAGGUAUCCGUUAUCGGAUUUGAUGCAUCCUUGGUCAGUAAUCCAUCUGAGUUAUGACUUCAGAAUCAACAAAUAAUUCUCUCUUAUAAUGGGCAUUUUUGUGCAUGAUUUCCUUGUGAUUUAAACGGCCUAUAUGUUCCUGCCCUGUCAUCUGCAAUGAACUAAUAUACUGCAUCUUUGAAUGUACAUAAACUGUGUGAAUGGGGGUGAUGAUAGCACUUUCAUGGUGGAUGAAGAGACCGAGAAGUUAACUUGGAGACUCGUUUUGUAAAGAGCGUCAGUGUUACAUCGUUAUCAGUGCAUCCUGGUCUGUUACAAAUGCUGGUCAGAUAUUCCACCAAUAUUUGAAUCUUUGUAUUUUUAACAACAAAUAAUGGAUUCAUAUU
Molecule: messenger RNA, 2137 nt
Organism: Sebastes umbrosus (honeycomb rockfish)
Lineage: Eukaryota; Metazoa; Chordata; Actinopteri; Perciformes; Sebastidae
Product: motor neuron and pancreas homeobox protein 1-like
Exons: 3
Coding region: 372-1325 (317 amino acids)
Biological process (GO): spinal cord motor neuron cell fate specification; central nervous system development; neuron projection morphogenesis
Cellular component (GO): nucleus
Molecular function (GO): sequence-specific double-stranded DNA binding; DNA-binding transcription factor activity, RNA polymerase II-specific
Source: RefSeq, a predicted model, not a curated record